AUGAGCAAUAACGGAAAUCCGUUCCAACAGACCGGCGAUGGGGGAGGCGGCGCGUGGGGCGGGUCGAACGCCGGGGGCGGGUCUUUGCAAGAAACGACGACGACGACGACGGUACACAUCGACGACGACGACGAAGAUUCCACGGAGUUUUCCAAUCCGUUUGCACCACCACCAUCAGGAGGAGGAGGAGGAGGAGGAUCGAGCAGCACGGCGCCGUCACCACCGGCAGUAAAAAGCAGUUAUAAGAACAGUAAGAAAGCGGCAACGGACGUGUACGAAGCGCCGACAGGGGCGGUCGCGAGAGAUUCUGGGAUGGACACGUUUGGCGCGUACGGCGGCGCCUACGAUAACGCCGCCACGACGAAUCCGCAACAACAACAACAACAACAACAACAACAAGAGAAAAGAGGUGGGGGUGGAUUGUUUGGAGGUGGGUUUGGGUUUGGCGCGUUUGGUAGUAGCAGCGGUGGCGGCGUUGGAGGAGGAGGAGAUAAGUCUUUAGCCCAGCAAAGGAAAGAACUCGAAAAGCGCGAGGGGGAUAUCGCGCGACGCGAACGCGAGCUCGCCGCGAGAGAAGCCGCCAUGCGCGCUAACGGUGGCAGUGGAGGGCAACAAGUCAACAACUGGCCGUUUAAAUUCUGGGCGAUCGCGUACCACAACAUCGACGCGGAAAUUCCUUCCCAACACCAAAGAGCCGUGCGGAUGUGUUACUACUCUUACCUCUGCUUAGUUUUGGCGUUAUUCAUGAACCUCUGCGCCGUCACCGGCGCGUUCUUCGUCGACGGCAGAGUCGUCUCUUGGUUAGUCGCCAUCAUCUACUUUCUCGCCGGCGUCCCCGGCGCGUACUUCAUCUGGUACCGUCGCCUGUACAUGGCGGCGAAAAACGACUCGGGUUUGAAAUUCGGCUGGUUCUUCCUCAUGUACCUCGGCCACUUGGCCUUCAUGGUCUACGCGUGCAUCUCCCCACCCGGUGGCGCCGGCGACCAGUGGUCCUUAGCUGGAAUGAUGGUCAUCAAAUCCGCUCUGAACAAAGAUAAAGUUUUAGGCGCGUUUUACGCCGUCGCGUUUUGUUUGUUCGCUUUAGACGCCGUUCUCUCGGUCGUCUCCAUGCGGCUCGUCUGGACGAGCUUCCGAGCUGGUGGGCACAACGCCAGCACGGUAGGGGCGCAAAUGGGCGCACAAGCCGCCAGUGGUGCCGCAGGCCGGUCCGCAUUGCGCUCGGUCGUUUGA
Messenger RNA from Bathycoccus prasinos, 1230 nucleotides. RefSeq lists its product with no specific name. The transcript has a single exon. The record is from RefSeq and is a predicted model, not a curated record. The coding region runs from base 1 to 1230 and encodes 409 amino acids. Gene Ontology annotation, cellular component: trans-Golgi network membrane; recycling endosome membrane. Gene Ontology annotation, biological process: protein transport. Lineage: Eukaryota; Viridiplantae; Chlorophyta; Mamiellophyceae; Mamiellales; Bathycoccaceae.